AUGACUAGAAAUGCCCAAGAAUAUAUCGAGAGGAUUAUAAACAAAGAAAAGCAAUUCACGCUUAACCUCAAAGACCAAAAACUAUCAGGAGAAAUGGAUUUAAACCAAUUUACUAGUUUAGUAAGUAUUCAAGCCAGCAAUAAAAUAGAAAAAGUGGAUUUUGUUCGACUGCUGAAUGAUUUCCCUAAGUUGGAGUCAAUAAACUUGGAAAAUAAUCCGUUAGAUGGAAAUAACUUGGAUAGUUUAAAUAACCAACAAUUUUCCCAAUUACAACUAAGAGAAGAAAAUGCUCAAUUAAAACAACAAAAACAAACCCAAAUUCAAAUCCCUCCGAAAUAA
Molecule: messenger RNA, 339 nt
Organism: Funneliformis geosporum
Lineage: Eukaryota; Fungi; Glomeromycota; Glomeromycetes; Glomerales; Glomeraceae
Source: the annotation of a GenBank genome assembly